Ctenocephalides felis (cat flea) is the source of this 928-nucleotide messenger RNA. RefSeq names its product trypsin-7-like. Gene Ontology annotation, molecular function: serine-type endopeptidase activity. The coding region runs from base 14 to 757 and encodes 247 amino acids. The transcript is spliced from 4 exons. NCBI's taxonomy places the organism in Eukaryota, Metazoa, Arthropoda, Insecta, Siphonaptera, Pulicidae. Gene Ontology annotation, biological process: proteolysis. The record is from RefSeq and is a predicted model, not a curated record.
UGGACAGUUGAAAAUGUAUACUUUAUAUGUUCUGGUGGCUUUCAUAGGAUGCUCUUGGGGUUUCCCCAGUGGGUCCACCAAUGUAAAUAAUCGAAUCGUUGGAGGCAAAGACACCACAAUUCAAGAACAUCCUUACCAAGUAUCAAUUUUGUACAAUGAUGAAUAUCACAGCUGUGGAGGUUCUUUGAUUUCUGAAAAAUGGGUUUUGACAGCCGGGCAUUGCAUCGAUUCUUUCAAAUUCUACAUCCGUGUGGGAAGUUCUCUUGAAGGCGAAGGUGGAGCUGUGCAUCGAGCUCUAAAACAAUAUCGACAUGAAAAGUUUGAUGCAAAAACUGUAGAUUAUGAUUAUGGAUUAAUUGAGUUAGACACACCGGUACAACUUAGUGAAAAUGUAAAAUUAGUCAAAUUGGCUGAACCUGGUGUUGAACUUGAAGAAGGAACUCUACUAAAUGUCACGGGAUGGGGUAGCCGUCGAUCCAGCGCAGCUCUACAAAUAGUAACUGUACCAUAUGUAUCCGAAGAAGUCUGCAAAAAAUCACAUUCAGACAGGUUGAUCUCCCCAUAUAUGUUCUGUGCUGGUAAAAUGUCAGGAGGAGAAGGACCUUGCAAUGGUGACUCUGGUGGACCAGUUGUAUCCAAUGGUAUCCAAUAUGGUAUUGUUUCCUGGAGCUUUGGAUGUGCACUACCCAACUAUCCUUCGGUUUUUGCUAAAGUAUCGGCUAUACGAGAUUGGAUAAAGGACAUUUCUGGAGUGUAAAUGAUAAACAUAUUCUAAAAAAUAAAAAUUUUAUUCUUGUUACUUUAUUUAUUUAUAUGAAAAUUAAAUAAAAACACUUAAUGUUAUUAUAUACACAUAAUUACAUGGUAUACACAUAAUUAAUUGAAUGAGAUUAUAUGUUUUAUUAAAUAGAUUAUAUUGAAGAAUGAA